AUGACUAAGUUAGAGGGAAUGUUUCGUGCAUUGAAAAGUCGAAAUUUAGCUAGUAAAAACGGGGUUUACAAUGUCAGGUGUCAUCAGCUGUAUGGUCCUACAUUUCCCGGUUUUUGGGUGCGCGUAGGUUUAGGGGUGGGUGCGCCGAGGUUUACUCUUAAAUUC
Neurospora hispaniola is the source of this 165-nucleotide messenger RNA. RefSeq lists its product as uncharacterized. The transcript has a single exon. The record is from RefSeq and is a predicted model, not a curated record. Lineage: Eukaryota; Fungi; Ascomycota; Sordariomycetes; Sordariales; Sordariaceae. The annotation marks the transcript as partial.